Alosa alosa (allis shad) is the source of this 600-nucleotide messenger RNA. Its product is annotated as protein Bouncer-like. The annotation marks the transcript as partial. The record is from RefSeq and is a predicted model, not a curated record. The transcript is spliced from 3 exons. NCBI's taxonomy places the organism in Eukaryota, Metazoa, Chordata, Actinopteri, Clupeiformes, Clupeidae.
CUGGAACUGGAAAACAUCUACCUAACAAGGAUCUGCGUUCAACUUUUCUACUCUACAUUCUACGCCAAAGUAGUCACAGAGAGACCAGAGAACGAAAAGAUUAUGUCUCGCCUUCUGUGCCUCCUCAUUCUUCUUUCUCUGUUUCCAGUUGUGGUACCUCUGUUUUGCUACACAUGUGUGUUUCCUGCUAUUUCCCCGCUCAACUGCAUCCGGUACCCUCAGAAGUGUCCUCCAGGCCACCAGUGUCUCUCAAGCAGAGCAGUAGGACAACGAGGAGACAUCAAGGUUGUACUGUAUGAGAAGAGCUGCAUCCUCUCAUCCUUAUGUGGUCUUACGGGAGAGAAAUAUGCUAUGGGUCUGAACUUCACCUUCACAAAUGAAUGCUGUGAUACUCACCUGUGCAAUGCAGCCCCACCCACCAGCAGAGGGCCCCUCUGGGCAGGCACAGGGCUUUCUCUUCUCAUCUUCUUACUUCAGUGAUCUCUGUUAACCUCAAGGUUAAGUCACUAUUACAAAUAUGAUGAUGCUAAAGCUAUAUGGUCUACUUGUAUUUCUUCAGCUUCAAUGAAAUUCAGUGUUGAUUUGUAGGGGUGUUCAGGC